AUGAGAUCACCAUGGAGUAAAAAGAGGCUGGAGACAUUUGUGGUCCUGAACAUAUUCAUGGCAGUUGUAGUCACAUCGCUUAGGUCAUUCAUCAUUUCCAACUACAAAACAGGCGCACUGCUGAUUUUUGUAUCGAGCCUUGCCAAAAUGCUUGUUUCGUACUCAAACAUUCAGACGCUCGACUUCAAAAUAAGGCAUGUGUUCUUGGUUGCCAGCCUGAGCUUCAUAGGAACCUGCCUGGGUGCAUUUUCGUAUUACUACAAGGCAUCAUCCACAUCAUAUGCAAUCUCAUCAAGCAUCCAGUAUGUCUUUAUUGCAUUUAUGUCUUUUGCCUGGAACGGGACUCGCUAUUCAUUUGCACAAUACUUUGGCUUAUUGAUCAUCAUACUUGGGGUUUUUAUAGAGAUCUCGUCUGCUGAUGUGAUUUAUGACAUUCCCAUGCAUUCACUGACCGGAAUGAUUUCCGGAUUGUUCAAUGCAGCAAGCUUUGUUGCAUUUGAAGUAAAGGUAAAGCCUGUUCUGGAGAACAUUAAGAGCUUCUGGAGCUACAUGAUGGCAUAUACGUUCUAUCUGAUGACGUUUUCGUCGCUCCACUUGAUAGAGGAGAUAUUCAGCAAUACGCCUAGCUAUAUCGAGGUGCUCAAGUCUCCAAUGGCAUAUCUUGCGGUGCUUAGUGAGAUUGUAAUGGCGUACAUUUUGUCGAGUGUCUCAUUCUACCUGGACUCCGUAGAGAGAUCGACCCUUGUGAAUGUUUGCACUUGUGCCUGA
Molecule: messenger RNA, 768 nt
Organism: Ordospora pajunii
Lineage: Eukaryota; Fungi; Microsporidia; Ordosporidae
Exons: 1
Coding region: 1-768 (255 amino acids)
Source: RefSeq, a predicted model, not a curated record